GUAUCGUUGAGUCCAACCCGGGGAAGUUCCCUGGGGAGAAUGAGCUGCAGGAGAGGAGAGACUGUGAGCGGACACGGCAGGCCGUACAGGAGAUGAAGGAGCAACUCUCCAGUCCCUCUGUUGUGGCCCAGGCAGAGAAGAAGAACAGACAGGCUCUGAUGGGUGCCUCUGGGCAGGACAGGUCUGAUGGUCUGGAGUCUCACCUGGUGUCAACCAACUCCAGAUACAUCCAGGAUCAACAGGAACAACAGCAGUUGAUCAUGCAGGACCAGGAUGAGCAGUUGGAGCUGGUGACAGGAAGCAUCAGAGUACUGAAAGACAUGUCAGGACGCAUCGGAGAUGAACUAGACCAGCAGGCUGUUAUGCUAGGAGAGUUUGGAGAGGAGAUGGACCAGACGGGUUCUAGGAUGGACUCUGUCCUCAAGAAGAUGGAGAAAGUCUCCCACAUGACCAGCAGUAGGAGACAGUGGUGUGCCAUCGGAGUACUGGUGGUCAUCAUGGUAGUUGUUCUCAUCCUCUUCUUCACCCUCUGAGUACGGACCUCUC
Molecule: messenger RNA, 546 nt
Organism: Salvelinus sp. IW2-2015
Lineage: Eukaryota; Metazoa; Chordata; Actinopteri; Salmoniformes; Salmonidae
Product: syntaxin-10-like
Biological process (GO): retrograde transport, endosome to Golgi; vesicle fusion; intracellular protein transport
Cellular component (GO): synaptic vesicle membrane; SNARE complex; endomembrane system
Molecular function (GO): SNAP receptor activity; SNARE binding
Source: RefSeq, a predicted model, not a curated record